Messenger RNA from Oreochromis niloticus (Nile tilapia), 3735 nucleotides. RefSeq lists its product as uncharacterized. Gene Ontology annotation, molecular function: nucleic acid binding. The transcript is spliced from 2 exons. Lineage: Eukaryota; Metazoa; Chordata; Actinopteri; Cichliformes; Cichlidae. Bases 2581 to 3735 code for a protein of 384 amino acids. The record is from RefSeq and is a predicted model, not a curated record.
UUAAACUUUAUUUUUACCUGUUUUAUUAUACUCUUCAAGCUUCUCUUCUCUUGAUGUCUGCUCACUCUCUAAACUAGAGUAUUUCAUUCGCACCUCGCCUCUCUUCUCUUUGUCUUCCUCCUUGCAACAAGAUUUCAGGAAGUUUCUCAGUAAACCACUUGACUUUACAGACCGACAUUCUAGUUCCUCUGAAUGCUAUAUAUAAUUAUAAUAUGUUCAUUGUUGAUUAAGUAAUUUACCUUUUUAAAACAUAAUGUUAUUUUGAGAUUUUAAGAUUGCAGUAAUGGCGCUCCAACAAGUUUUCUAUAUUCAUAUAGCAUCAAAUCAUCAUCAUUCACCUCAUGGCCCUUUACACUGUAAGGUAAAGAUCCCACAAUAUUAGAGUGAAAACAUAACUUGUAUAGGAAAUUUAGCUUAUCUUUACAUCAGUUCAACAUCAUACAAGCAAUACAGCAUCAUUAUAUUGCUAUAUAAGUGCUUUCUUACGUACUCAGUUAAAAAAAAAAAAAGUUCCUUGAGAAGGAUUGAGUGCUUUAAAGAGCUUAAGAAUUUAAAAUAAACUCCUCCUCUCUCAUUCCCCCCAUUUCUCCAUAUUUAGUCAUAUUUCAUGCCCAAAUAUGCUGAAGUGUUUGCUGCCUCUCUGCAAACACUUCUGCAUAUUUAACCUUAUUUUGUAUCCAUUUAUAUUCUGCACCAUCUCUGCUGCUCUUAGUAUUGCUAAGCAAUCUUAUUUUAACAUUGUUAUAACAAUGCACUGCUCUGCACGUGUAUUUGUGAAAAUUAUUUUUAACCACUUAAAAAAAGAUCAGUGCAGCAGUUUGUUGUUUGUGUGCGUCUACAUAGCUGGAUCCAGAGGAUUGUGAUCGCCAACAUUAUAUAUGUCAUAAAAAAAUCUCUUCAGUCUUGUUCACAUUAAGAUUGGCUUACUGACUUUCUUCUGAAUUUGAUGCCUGCCUUCAAAGAAUUCUAAGAUCUAAGUCUAAGAUAAAACAUUUUGUGUUGACCUCUAUUGUUCCUGUUAUGGCCUUAGCAGGGCCUCUUCCUGAAAUUGCCCUUGUGUGGGUGUGUCCUGUGUUACGAAAUCAGUUUCACCCCGGUUCUUUCCAUUCCUCGGGCAUCCAGAGACGGCACCGGAACUCAGUAGUUAUUUCACAAAAACCUUUAUUCAUCUUUAUUCAUCUUCAGUUAAGCAUGCAUCUUCUAGAAGGGGAGACGUGCAAGGCCGGUGUCCCUCUGCAAAUCUCCUCUCCUUUGUUUGUUACAGUCAGCUUUAUAGAAGUGACCCCAUCAUAAAACCCCCAUGGUGUGCUGCAAACUCUGUGUCUGUGUGUAUGCACGAGCACGUGAGUGCCUGUUUGUGCACGUACACGUAUGUCUAUGUGAGUGCACGUGAGUGAGUGUGCAUGUAGGUGUGGGUGCGUCGUAACGGUCAAAGCACUGUGUGUGUGUCUCUGUGUGUAUGACUUCCUGCCGGUCAUAAAAGUAAUCUCCUCACCCAAGCUACACCAAAUUCCUUUAGACAACAUACAAAACAGAGUUAACAUAUUACAAACACUGAGACCCCCACUCUGCAUCCACUGGGCCAAUGGCCUCUUGUUGUCUUACAUUUACAGAUAAGGUGGAGAGUCUCCUGCAAACCUGCUUCUAAGUUAUAACAAUUAUGAGUUUUUAUUAAAGGCACAAGCAUCAGCAUCAGCAACCCCCAAAUGUAACUUCCUGUCUCCUUUCAUGACAGCAGACCCCCAGUGCCCAUAAAUUCCUUUCCCUCUAAACAAUUACACACACUCCGGCCUACAGCUACGCCAAACUAAAACACAGACAAAUUCUUCCUUAUUCCUCUGAUAUAAACAAAUUUAACACAUCAUAUUAUAAUACAGUUUUUCUCAGUUGCUUUGGUGCGUUUCUCAGAUCAGAAUUGAAAUUCUCAUAACUAUUAGUUCAACCUCCACAACACUCAGUCAUUUGUGCACAUCAUAGUAGCAAUUUCUCCCCUCUCUGAACAAACUGCAAAUGAUCUUGGACAUGAAUCAGUUGCUUCCAUACAUUUCCCUGCUGCUUCCUGACAUUUCCAUUUGCUUAUGUCAUGUCAGUCAAAAGUAAUCAUACCUAUGGAUGCUGAAUAGUCGUUCCCAAUAAAACUAAUAGUCAUACAUCCAUUGCUUGAGUCAUCACACACAAAAUUGUUGAACUAGUUAUCACAUGCCAAAUAUUGGCCAUCUGUCAAGCAAAUCCUAUACCUUUCUGUAUCAUUUUUCCUGGAAAUGGCUCCGAAAUUGAACAAUUGAUCUCAGGUGAAUUACAGCUGUCACUCAUGAGGAGGCGUGUGAAAGUUCAGUUGUAACCAAUGACAAACAACUUGUUCACUGUCAAUUAUGGAUGAAUCCUGUGAAUCCCCAAUUGGCAAGCAUAUAUAAACUGCGCAGGAGCUAGUGUGUACCAUUUCUACACUUCUGUGACACAAAAUGGAAGGUCAGCACCGUGGAAGAGGGGUGAGGAUGCGGGGAGGAAGGGGAAGGGGAAGAGGGAGAAGAGGCAGAUAUAGGCGGAUUCCUAAUGAAAUAAGGGCUACAAUUGUGGACCAUGUUGUCAAUCACGGCCUCACCAUGGAGGAGGCUGGUCGAAGGGUGCAACCCAAUAUUGGAAGAACUACUGUCAGUUCAAUCAUUCAAACAUUCCGUAGGGAAAACAGGUAUGCAAACAGUAAUUCACUGUACUGUACUCUGCCAUCUCAGACACAUCACAUGUUACUGUACUGUAUUUGCAAAUUCACAAAAAGUCCACUCUGCACCACAUAGGAUUGUCAGACAACCUCGCGGAGGCGGAAGAGGGCCACUUUUUGCCCCACAGCAAGAAGAAGCCAUUUGUGCAAUGGUCAUUGCAAACAAUGCAAUAAAGCUGAGAGAAAUACAAAGCGCUGUCAUAGAGAACUACACGGUAUUUGGCAAUAUUGAAUCUGUUUCAAUUUCAACAAUUGACAGAGUACUCAAGAAGAAUGAAAUCCACAUGAAGCAAUUGUAUAAAGUGCCAUUUGAACGAAACAGUGACAGGGUGAAGGAGAUCCGUCACCAGUAUGUGCAGCGUGUACUGGAGCUGGAAGCCAGGGAAACACUGCACACAUUCAUAUAUGUUGAUGAGGCAGGUUUCAAUCUGGCCAAAGGCAGAAGGCAUGGAAGGAAUCGCAUUGGACAGAGGGCAACCACUGAAGUCCCUGGUCAGCGCGGAGGGAAUAUUACCAUGUGUGCAGCCAUCUCAGACAACGGCGUCCUCACCCAUAUCCCCCUUCUUGGUCCAUACAAUACCCAACAUCUCCUGACAUUUUUAGACACUCUUUACAGGGACCUAGUCCCUGAGAAUGAGAGAGGUGGAGGCCAACUCAGCAAGUAUGUUGUUGUCUGGGAUAAUGUCCGUUUUCACCACUCCCAUCAGGUCAGAGAGUGGUUUGCAGCAUAUGACAGAAUUCUGGUUGAAUAUCUCCCUCCAUAUUCCCCAUUCCUUAAUCCAAUAGAGGAGUUUUUCUCUGCCUGGAGGUGGAAAGUUUAUGACCGGCAUCCACAUGAGCAAAUGGCCCUGCUAGCAGCCAUGGAUGCAGCAUGUGAUGACAUCACAGCAGGGUCCUGCAGAGGAUGGAUUCGCCACUCCAGGAGAUACUUUCCUCGCUGCAUUGCGAGGGAUAACAUCUGUUGUGAUGUAGAUGAAAAUAUGUGGCCAGACAGACGUCUGGAUGUGCCAGAAUGA